UCUUUUCAUGCCAGCGCCAACAGGAGGCUGUUUGGACACACUGAUUACUCACUCACCAGCCUCCCUCUUUUGUCCAGCAGCCCAGCCUGACUCCUGGAGAUUGUGAAUAGCUCCAUCCAGCCUGAGAAACAAGCCGGGUGGCUGAGCCAGGCUGUGCUCGGAGCACCUGACAGGCCCAACAGACCCAUGCUGCAUUCGGAGACCUCCCCUGCCCGGGGGUACUUCCUGGCUGUGCUCCUGGCCCUCCUUGGCACCACCUGGGCAGAGGUGUGGCCACCCCAGCUACAGGAGCAGGCUCCGAUGGCCGGAGCCCUGAACAGGAAGGAGAGUUUCUUGCUCCUUUCCCUGCACAACCGCCUGCGCAGCUGGGUCCAGCCCCCUGCGGCUGACAUGCGGAGGCUGGACUGGAGUGAAAGCCUGGCCCAACUGGCUCAAGCCAGGGCAGCCCUCUGUGGAACCCCAACCCCGAGCCUGGUGUCUGCCCCGUGGCUCACCUUUCAAGUGGGCUGGAACGUGCAGCUGCUGCCCGCGGGCUCAGCGUCCUUUGUCGAAGUGGUCAGCCUGUGGUUUGCAGAGGGGCAGCGGUACAGCCACGUGGCAGGGGAGUGUGCCCGCAAUGCCACCUGCACCCACUACACGCAGCUCGUGUGGGCCACCUCAAGCCAGCUCGGCUGUGGGCGGCACCUGUGCUCUGCAGGCCAGGCAGCGAUAGAAGCCUUUGUCUGUGCCUACUCCCCCGGAGGCAACUGGGAGGUCAACGGGAAGACAAUCGUCCCCUAUAAGAAGGGCGCCUGGUGUUCGCUCUGCACAGCCAGCGUCUCGGGCUGCUUCAAAGCCUGGGACCACGCAGGGGGGCUCUGUGAGGUCCCCAGGAACCCUUGUCGCAUGAGCUGCCAGAACCAUGGACGUCUCAACAUCAGCACCUGCCACUGCCACUGUCCCCCUGGCUACACGGGCAGGUACUGCCAAGUGCGGUGCAGCCUGCAGUGUGUGCACGGCCGGUUUCGGGAGGAGGAGUGCUCGUGUGUCUGUGACGUCGGCUACGGGGGAGCCCAGUGUGCCACCAAGGUGCAUUUUCCCUUCCACACCUGUGACCUGAGGAUCGACGGAGACUGCUUCAUGGUGUCUUCAGAGGCAGACACCUAUUACAGAGCCAGGAUGAAAUGCCAGAGGAAAGGUGGGGUGCUGGCACAGAUCAAGAGCCAGAAAGUGCAGGAUAUCCUCGCCUUCUACCUGGGCCGCCUGGAGACCACCAACGAGGUGACUGACAGUGACUUCAAGACCAGGAACUUCUGGAUCGGGCUCACCUAUAAGACUGCCAAGGACUCCUUCCGCUGGGCCACAGGGGAGCACCAGGCCUUCACCAGUUUUGCCUUUGGGCAGCCUGACAACCAGGGGUUUGGCAACUGCGUGGAGCUGCAGGCAUCAGCUGCCUUCAACUGGAACGACCAGCGCUGCAAAACCCGAAACCGUUACAUCUGCCAGUUUGCCCAGGAGCACAUCUCCCGGUGGGGUCCAGGGUCCUGAGGCCUGGCCACACGGCUCCCUCGCCUGCCCUGGGUGCACCGGCUCUGCUUACCUGUCUGCCCACCUGUCUGGAACAAGGGCCAGGUUAAGACCACAUGCCUCAUGUCCAAAGAGGUCUUAGACCUUGCACAAUGCUGGAAGUUGGGCAGAGAGAGGCAUGGAGGCCAGUGGGGGCCAGGGAGUGAGUAUUAGA
Messenger RNA from Rhinopithecus roxellana (golden snub-nosed monkey), 1720 nucleotides. It is a transcript of the gene CLEC18C, whose product is annotated as C-type lectin domain family 18 member C. The transcript is spliced from 12 exons. NCBI's taxonomy places the organism in Eukaryota, Metazoa, Chordata, Mammalia, Primates, Cercopithecidae. Bases 187 to 1527 code for a protein of 446 amino acids. The record is from RefSeq and is a predicted model, not a curated record.